AUGGAUCCGAGGAAACGAUUAUACGAGGUCUACCCAGGUGGAGACAUUGUCCAUCCACCCUCGUUUCCAAAGCGGCCGGAUCUUUUCAAUCGAGCGCCGCUAGCCCCGGCGUUGACUGAAGACAACGCGUUUCUUGCCCGUCGAUUUUGGCAGCAGCCAGAUGAAUCCCUCGGACGUGCAUGGAAGGCACAUGCGAAUCGACCUUAUACACGAGCAACCGAAGAAGAAGAAUCGGUAAUGCAUGCGUUGGCUCACAAUGUCUAUGAACACCUGAUGAGCAAUCCAAUUCUGCCGAUCUCGCGUGAUGAUGCACGAGCCCGGUUCACCGCGGAGGGCUUAGAUGAGACCUACAACGGCGUGCAGGGGCUAGAUGCAUUGGAGCAAAGGGCUUUUGUACACGGGCUGAACGUCAGAGAUCCGGGUCUUUGGACGAAAGAUACACUCACCGAUGAACUGACAUUAAGGGGUCUAAGCACAGAUGGGAGAAAGACAGACCUACAACGCCGUCUAUGGGAAUACGAAUGUGAUGAGCGCUUUGGGGUCUUGAGACAAAGCAACCUGAGUCAUUGGGGUAUCUAUCGUGAGCCAAGAGCUGUAGUGAGCCCUGCCACGAGAACAGAUAUGUCUGCACUCGAAAUGUACACAGCAGCAAUUAAACUCAGCCCGUACAAUCCAACUUACUGGAACAGCCGUGCUUAUUGUCAUUAUCUGCUGGGCUAUUUCGAUCUCGCCAUUGGAGACGCCUAUCGCGGAGAGCUUCUCUGCGAAGUGUUGACGACAGCAACCCAAAGGAACAAGCGGCCAGGAAUGUAUACCCGUGUUUGGGACGCCAUCCAGCAGCACCUGAUGGUAGAAUUGAAGAUCAAGGGAGUCCCAAUGACAAGGGAGGUCCUGCAAAUGAGGAAGGCAAACGGUAUCAACUAUUUCAUCCCAACUCUGAGGAACGCCCUUCACAGCAUCACCAGUCUCAGCCUCGCAGCACUGAAUUGCUGGGAUGAUUUCGAAGACCAUAUGAAGGGUCAACUCCAAAGACCCCUGUCAUACCGCGAUAUGUCAGUUCCUAAGAAAAGGAUGACAGUGAGCGCUCCUGUGAGAGCGGGGAUCGAGCACAGAAGAGAUAAUCCGUCAGCGCUUCAUCCAUCCCUUUAUGGACAUGAGUGGAGCCGCGGAUGGAUUUCAGGCGCCGAUAGAUAUCCAUACGACCAAGCAGACGUGAGACGCGAGGCACCAUAUUUUAUCAAUGCACUCAAUGCAAAUAUCUUCACGGUCAGUGGCAAUGCGGGGAAGUCUUUCCAACGGACAUGCCAGGUGCAGCCCACCCUCAGAGAGGACAAUUCCUUCAAUGGUUUAGGGGUCUUUGCCACUGCAAACAUCAAAGCAGGAACCAUGAUUCACUACGAGGAACCAGUUAUUCGCGGAAAUCUCAUCCCCAACAGGCUGCUUGACGAUGAAAGUGAAGACCCUCUCCAUGCCCCACGAUGUGACAACUGUCAAGCCGUGAUUAACCCUGACUUGGUUCGGCAUAUCGAGCACAACUGGAACUCCAUUCGUAACCCGGCACCUCUUUCCGGACGGAAACACCCGGAUGAUUGCGCGUGCCUUGACAUAAUAUGUAAAUGUGUGGAUGUAGGUUACUCCAGAGCUACUAGGGGCGGUCUGCUGUUCUGUUUUCCCAAUGAUGCAAUAUCAGACGGAGUGGCUCCUCAUUGCUUGGAUAUUGCGCGCGAAACAUACCAUUUCAAAGAAUUCUGCGGUCUCGAUUGGGGAUGGUUGCACGAUGCCAUGCGACCAAAUAAAGUGGCAUGGGGCGGAUCGCAGUAUUUCACCCACACCAAUGAACGCCACGGGACUAUUUUGAGUCUACUCUUGAAGAGUGUGCUUGAACUUACGCUCCAUCGCCGCCAAGAGGACCCUAAUCUUCUCGCGCAUGAGAUCAACGAACUCCUCGUUCUCGAGGCAGGUACCGAUACGAACGAGCCCUGGAGGGACAGCUGGUUCCCUUUUACUCUGGCCGGGAAUAUCCAGGUACCUUUUGAUAUCCUCUCCAACCUUGGAGUGGACAUAUUCAGCGACCUCUCCUUCGAUACUUGGGUUAUUCAGACGGUGCUGCGGAAGUUGCUAGUCAAUGCUGUACCCUGGGAACAUACGCGACGAGGUGCAAACCCAACGUUCAAGGACCGUGAUGGUCCCAAACCUGUACUGCACCCAACUCUACAGAGUAGAAUGAGAGAGAAAAAAGAAGACAUCUCGGCAAUGGAGCCAUCGUUUGGAAACUUCUACCUCUUUCCCGGGUUAAGCAUGUUCAAUCAUUCCUGUCGCCCUUUCGAGAACGCACUGUGGGGAUACGAUGACAAGGUCCCCAACCGCGUAGUGAUCUGGGCGAACAAGGAUAUCAAAGCCGGGGAAGAAAUCAGAAUUCCCUAUCAACGUUAUAGGAUCGCUGAUCCCGUCGGCGAAAACCUCGAUCUCAAUAUGCAUGCCGUGCAGCUUUUUGGAAAGAACUGCGAGUGCCCUCGAUGCCAAGGCAGGGGGGUUGCUCCUUCUAUUGAUAAGGGGAAGGCUAGAUCUGUGUCUGUUGACGAUGCUACUCAGGAUAAUAGGAAUGCUGAUUGGACACCAGGUCCAGUGGUGAUUCCCCCAAAGCAGGAAACUUGGGGUGGUGUUCUCGGAGAGGGCGAUUCAGAACUUGAUGACUAUUUGAUGGAGUACCGAGAGAUUGUGGAUGAUAUAUAUGACCAAUUCUACGAUCUCGAUGACCCGGAAUCCGAGACUGACGAGGCGACUGAGGAGGCGACUGAGGAGGAGUAUUCUGAAGAUGGGACAGGGAUAGCCCCGUAUAUAGUGUCCAGUUGA
Penicillium roqueforti is the source of this 2853-nucleotide messenger RNA. RefSeq lists its product as uncharacterized. Lineage: Eukaryota; Fungi; Ascomycota; Eurotiomycetes; Eurotiales; Aspergillaceae. The record is from RefSeq and is a predicted model, not a curated record. Gene Ontology annotation, molecular function: protein binding. Bases 1 to 2853 code for a protein of 950 amino acids. The transcript has a single exon.